Solanum dulcamara is the source of this 2794-nucleotide messenger RNA. RefSeq lists its product as uncharacterized. Bases 1960 to 2610 code for a protein of 216 amino acids. Lineage: Eukaryota; Viridiplantae; Streptophyta; Magnoliopsida; Solanales; Solanaceae. The transcript is spliced from 2 exons. The record is from RefSeq and is a predicted model, not a curated record.
UACUAGCUUACAUAAGAACUUCCCUUGACUGUUAAAAUAAUUAAUUAUCUUCCAAGUAUCUUUUGGCCCUACACAUUAUUAAACAAGUAAGAAUACAUACACAUUACAUAGAGAUCCCAGAUGCUCCUGUCAUGAAAAUUUCGCUUGGUCUUUAGUGAAAGCCAUGUUUUACUGGUGUCUUUUUUCCAAGCAUCAAGAAAGUAAUAGAAACAUCCAGCACAGUGAACAGCAAAAAGAGUCACACAUAUAAGCUUCAGUACUCGAAACCGAAAGUAACUGAACUUGCUGUUUUUCUCCAAUCUCGCAAACAUGGCACUGACUCUUCUGAGAUGCCAGAGACGAAGCAUACUCAAGUAUCCAUAUGAUUGAAGAAUGUGGGGCAAUGCUUUCCUAAUAAGUUCCAAAGGGAUGGUGGAUAUCAAAUCAAACAUAAACCUGGAUUUUGUGUACCUCAAAGCGAUCCGCUUUGGGUAAUCAAUCAUACUGUAAGUUGAUUUAUCAAGAUAGGCAACAAAGGAUGUGAGGAUAAUGUCAAGGGGAAAAUACAAUUAGCUAUGUUAUCUAAGAUGGCAAUAAGUCCUUGAGGUCUUUCUAGAAAUCCAAACUGAAAAAGUGACGUCCAUGCUUGUAAUGAAUUAGAAAAAUAAUCUAUUAGGACUCGUGUCAAGACUUGUGUUAUUUUCUUUUCAUUAGCUAUUUUAUAAUAGCAGUCUGGAAUCUCCCUUUUGUUCUUUGGUUACUAAAUUGAUGAACAAUUUGAUUGUGAGUUCCUUUUAUUGAUCAAUACAAAACUUAGUUUGUUACAUUGGUGCUUUAAUUGACACCAUCUACUAUGGUGGACAACGAACUCCCGGCUUUCUGAUAUUCACCGAUGAGUUUCACUUCAUCCAUAUCUGGUAUUCAUUCUCUUAUCGAGUCCAAUCAGAAAUUGCUUCAAGCUUUGUGCUCGCAGGCUGCUUCAUGCAUUCUCGGCCGACUCUGGUGGAGUUGGGUUGAUGUAGAGGCUACAAUGCAAAGGGUUGGGUUCUUCAGGCGGAGCUCUAUUUUGAUUUUUAUGCCAUCUCGGGUUCCUACAAAUUAUAUUACGUCUUUUCCUAUCUCGAUGGUGAUGCCCUUGAAUGGUUUCAUUGAAUGGAUCGCAACAAUCAAUUAGUUGAUUGGAAGAAUUUAAAGAGAGUGGUGCUGCAAUUUCUGAAUAGAGGUGUUACUGCGCCAAUGUGGUGUUUGGUUGAUCCUUCUCAGGCCCGUUUUGACUACGUCAGUUCUGCACUUAUGGUUCCACCAGUGACUCAGGUAUUUUCAUUUGCCAAUAUGUGUCAAUACCCCUACCUACUGUGCAUUUGAAUCAACUUCCAAAGUUGGAAACUCGGAUGCAGAACAAGAGUUAGGUGAAAUGCCUCAGGCAGAGGAUUCACCAUUUAGUUCAGAUAAUGAGGUACUUGUGUCUACAAGAAGGAUAUGCAGUGAAUACUGAAGCCCACCUGUUUGAUGAAUGUUCCAACAAGCCAACCACAAGGUGUUCAUCGUUGACCCCGAGAGUCACUCUGCUCUAGAAGAUGAAAAAUCAGAGGAGGAAAGGUUCAUUGAGUGCAGUUCAAGAGACUGGUUGCUAACGACCAAGAACUUGUUCUGGAGGAUUUUGCACCAAUCUUAGCGAAUGUUCAGUUAAAUGUUCCCGUUUCUACAAGUGGCAGUCUAUCCAAAUGCACAUCCGAUUCUAUCAUCCAUGGCUCAUGCUUAUGCACCAAUUUCAAUGCUUCUGCUCCUUCAUAUGGCACCGGACAACACAACACAUAUGAACUCUGAGGUGAGAAGCUUCCAUUUGGUCUAGUUCUUGAUACCUCAUGUUGCUAUCAUAGGAGGACGUGCCCAUAUCUCCAUUUUGUGCUUGAACCAGUAGUAGGUAUUUUACCAUUUGAGAGUGUUGUGGAUGCUUGGGUUGAUACUGGGCAGGACUUUAUGAAUGAUUCAGAUGGAUUUGAAAUGGGUGUCGAAGGCAGUGGUAUUCUUAAAACUGCUUCUUCACCUUACAAGAUGACAAUUGGUGGUUUUGGUUCUUUUCUUAUCGCAAACACUAGUGGUAAUACGGCAUCAUUUCUGGGUCAUUUUGAUGACCGUGCAUUCCCAAAGGAGUUGGAGGUUCAUAACAAUGGUUCAAUUUUCAGUCCUGUGGUGCGUGCACUCUCCGACACUAAGUUUACUGCUGAAUUGGCAAAUAUUGUUGAUCUAUGGAUGGUUCUUCCGUACCACACUCUUGAUAUUGUUUCUAUUGUAUUCGUCUGUGUCUAUAAACUUGUUCUGGUAUUUGCCACAGGAUCACAAUACUUAUACCUUGUGAGGGAGCUAGUGCACUGGAAUAACGCGGGACAAUUAGGUGAAGCCAAGAAUGCUCUCACCAUGGUCCUGUUCCUCAUUGAAUACAUGGGUCAUAUUGUUAAUGUCUGUCUAGAUGUAUUUUAUAUCACAAUCGAUGUGUUCAAUGGAAUGCAGUCUCGUGAUAUUCAUGGCUCCAGGUUACGGUUUAUGGGUGAAGUAGCCUUAUUGCCUGAACUUCUUCAGCAUGCAUAUGAUCUUGAACAGGAUGCACGACUGUGUGUGGCAGUGUUUUGAGAAGCGAGAAGCGGAAAAAAGUGACAGGGGCUCGCUUCACAGAAGCGUGAAGCGAAGCGCAUGCUUUAUUCAGAAAAAGCGCUAUUUAGUAUAAAAAUAUAAAAUAUAAAAUAUGCAUAGAUAAUAAAAUAUGCCCCAUUGGCAUAUUCACUUCAACUUCAUCAUCCAUUUCAUCAUCAUCAAC